Messenger RNA from Oryzias melastigma (Indian medaka), 2597 nucleotides. Its product is annotated as kelch-like protein 33. The transcript is spliced from 7 exons. The record is from RefSeq and is a predicted model, not a curated record. Gene Ontology annotation, molecular function: protein binding. Bases 1 to 2373 code for a protein of 790 amino acids. NCBI's taxonomy places the organism in Eukaryota, Metazoa, Chordata, Actinopteri, Beloniformes, Adrianichthyidae.
AUGCAAGAUGCUUGGAGAACUUUCAGACCUCAUCUUCAUGAAGAAGCUGUUCAUUCAGAGGCCUUUGUCCCCAAAGACUCAGACCUCCUCUGGUACGUGCUCCCCUCACACCCUCAAAGCCUGUUCAGUCGGUUACAGGCGCUCAGGGAGGAAGGGUUACUCCUGGACUGUACCUUCGAUGUCCAAGGAAGCAUAUUCCGGGCCCACAGGCUCCUGCUGGCAGCUUCCAGUCAAACCCCCCAAAUGUUUUUCCCUUGCAAACAAAAUCCACAGUCCGAAGCUGAAGAAACCUCUCACUGUUUGACUCCUCUUGGGCUGAGAGCAGCUUUGAAAUUCGCCUAUUGUGGACAAGUGGACUUGGGUGGGGAGGAGGUUCUGGACACUUGUCAACAUCUGAACUUUGAGAGACUGAGGGAAAAGUGCAAAUCUGGGGUCACGACCUCAGCUGAGAAGGAGACAGCAAAGACUCUGGAGAACAUCAAGAACAUGUGGGACAGAGGGGAGGGCUGUGACAUCACGAUACGAGCAGAGACCGGGGAGAGCUAUCCAGGUGAGUAUACGAGCCUCAAGGGAACUCCAAGACCCUCUGACCCUCCUCAGGCUCAGACAACCCAAAACCCUGCAGCGCCUGAAUGGAGGAAACGUGAUGAAGUUAUUAAAAAGGUGUUUUUCUUUGCAGCUCAUCGCCUGGUGUUAGCAGCUGGCGGGGACUAUUUCCGCGCUCUGCUGUGCGGAGGCUUACGAGAGUCCAGAGAGGACGUGGUGUGGCUGAGGGGCAUUUCCGGCUGGGUGCUUGAAUCCAUCCUUCACUUCUUCUACACGGGUCGACUGUGGCUGGACUGGAGUCGGAUAUGGGAGCUCACGACUGCACUGCUGCAGUUCCAGCUGGAGGGGGCGCUGUCGCUCUGCACAGACUUUCUGAGGGAGAGAAUGGAUGAAGGCAGCUGUGCAGAUGUUCUGGUUCUGGCUGAGACUCACGGGCUGGUGCAGCUGGGUCAGGCUGCAGAGGAGUACGUUCUGACCCACUUCCAGAAGGUUUCUGCAGAAGAAAGCUUCAGGGCGGUUCCGCUCGUCCUCCUCAGCAGGCUCCUGCAGAAGGACUCGCUGUGUGUGGAGUCAGAGAUGGAGGUGUUCAGGGCCGUGGUCAGUUGGGUGGAGGACCAGCCUGAAGAUCGACUACCCUCUCUCCCUGACCUCCUCCGCCACGUUCGUACUCCACUCCUCAGCAGAUCAGAGCUGCAGGAGGCUCUCCACUGCCCCCUCCUACAUAGAAGCCCCGGGGCGAGGGGUGCAGUUGAAGCUCUUAAGAGCCUGGCGAAGGGGAGUUACAGGGGUCCCGAAUGUGGACCUCGCACUCCAAACCAGACUGUCCAACACCUCCCUGUCCAGGUCCUGGCUUUGGUUGGGGGCGACACUGUGGAUGAUGACUUCAUGAAGAGGGUUCCCAGCCGGACGGUGUGGUCCGCUCAGCGGUUCCAUCGUGGGCCAGGCCUGAUUAGAGCAAUAGAGUGGAAAUGUGUGACAAACAUCCCUGAGCCAGCACGCUUCCGGCACUGCGUGUGUCUCCUCAACAGCAAACUCUACGUCCUGGGGGGGCGCAAGUAUUACGGCUCUUUGGAUGUCCUGAAGUCCGCUAUGAGGUUUGACGUUUUGCAGAAGAAAUGGGAAGAACUGCCGGACAUGCUACGCCAAAGGGACUACUUUUCUGCAGUAUGUCUGGGGGGAAGGAUUUAUGUUCUUGGUGGAAGCUGGGACUACAGCCAAUGUCUGAAUGAGGUGGAGAGCUACAGGCCCGAGGAGAACUCCUGGAGGAUGGAUCACCCGCUGGACACAGCCGUCUGUGGUCACGCUGCUGCUGUUCUUGAAGGACAGAUCUACAUCUCCGGAGGCUGCGACUCCCAUCACCGUUGUCUUCCCAUCAUGUGUGGUUACGAUCCAGUCCGAGGUUGCUUCCCCAGGGCCCCCAUGAGCGUGGGAGCUGGACGUGCCGGCCAUGCCAUGCUGGUUCUGGGGAGCAGAUUGGUGGUAACUGGAGGGCUGCAGCCCUUAUGUCCAGGCUUUGGGGACCAACUCCUCUGUGAGGUUUAUGACCCUCAGAGUGAUUCCUGGUCCUCCUUUCCUGCCUUGCCUCGCCCUCAUCUGUCCCCUGGAGCCACCGUACACGAUGGACGGCUGUAUGUGGUUGGGGGGUCUUCGGCAGACACAGCCAGAGAUUCCAAGUGGGUUCAUUGUUACGAUCCCAAGAAGGGAUGCUGGGAAAACUUGGGUGCUAUGCCAUUUCCGUACACUGAUUUGGCAGUUUGUUUCCUGCCAUCACCUGACCCACCUGUAAAAAUCAACUCAUUUCUGAAUGAAUCAUUUUCCACUAAGUGACUGAUCUAUGGGGUAGGUGAAAAAAACUGUGUGUAGAUAAUAAAUACAUCACCAAAUGUCAUAUUCAGACCUCCUUCCUACUUCUCAUUAUCCUAAUAAUAACUUAUAUAAACAAAAAAACAGAGAAGAGAAACAAGCAGAUCCAUCUGCAGCAACAACUAGUAAAAGUUAGACAACAAAAGGUGACAAGCUGAAAAAAAAGAUCUGAUUUAAAUGUAGUUUCA